This is a messenger RNA of Hirundo rustica (Barn swallow), 1104 nucleotides long. It is a transcript of the gene TMEM252, whose product is annotated as transmembrane protein 252. The record is from RefSeq and is a predicted model, not a curated record. Lineage: Eukaryota; Metazoa; Chordata; Aves; Passeriformes; Hirundinidae. The transcript has 2 exons. Bases 1 to 624 code for a protein of 207 amino acids.
AUGCCAAAAGGUCUUUUUACUUUCAUUCGUCUUUUUGUGCUCUUACUCAGUUUCUCCACUAUUUGCCUGGCAGUACUUUGCAUGUCCACGAAUUCCUCCAUGUGCAGCUGUGGGAACAACAAGCUGGUGUUUUACUGCCUGUUAGCUUUGGGGCUCUGUCUCCUUGUUACUGGCAUUUUCUGGAGCACUUUCCAUGAAGUCCUGAAAUACAGGGCCCUUGGCAUCUCCAUUCGAAGUCCCAGCUGCAGAGAACCACACGUCUGCACCAUAGACAGGCCUGACUUCUAUCCUCCCUCUUAUGAAGACAGCAUAGAUCCUGAAAAACUGGUCUCCUCGCUGCCAGAUGCCUCCACACUAAAACAGCAAAAAUUCAUCGAUAUUCCUCCUCCUCCAUAUAGUGAGAGCAGUGCAGAGUUUGUCAGUGAAACAAAUGAGCAGGAACAGCCACCACCAUACACAUUAUCUGUGGAGCAGCAGCAAACAGCUGAGCAAGACCCAAACCUCAGAGGGGAGUUAAAUUCUCAUAUAUCCAUGCCAGAAAUCGGUUGCCAACAGGAUACAGACUUCCAGAGGACCUCAGGAAGAGUCACACCUGUCAAAACAGGAGAGACAGGCAGCCAGUAAAAUCCUGCAUCUGUGAAGCAGGGAAAACGGGAAGAGGACUUGUGUCAGUGAUCCCUGACAGAAACACUGCUUAGGGUGAAAUUGCACAGGAAAAACACUGAUCAUUUGUGACCUAGAGAGGAGUUGGAGGGGAUAUGUAAAAGUGCUCAGUAUUUCAAAUUAGAAUAAAUCUCCAUAGAGAUAGAAAUGUUCAGGCUGUGUCUAGUAGAAGUCACCGUAUCUGGCAACAGGAGUUUCUUAAGCUACAAGAUAAAUGGAGCAUCAUGCUCUUAUCAGUCUUGACUUGUGCUUCAUAAGGGGUUUCAGAAGAAAGCCGUCUUUUUUUUUUUUGUUUUGAGACAUUAACUGACUUGGGAAACCUAUUAAGUCAGCUUUUGUUUGAAAUUUGCAGAUUAAUUGUUGCAACUGAUUAUUUUUGUAUUGUAUACCUUUCAAGCUGUUUUAUGUGGGGGUAAAAAUGACUGCUAUUUUACUAGUGAA